Trichechus manatus latirostris (Florida manatee) is the source of this 1359-nucleotide messenger RNA. It is a transcript of the gene SMIM30, whose product is annotated as small integral membrane protein 30. The transcript has 3 exons. NCBI's taxonomy places the organism in Eukaryota, Metazoa, Chordata, Mammalia, Sirenia, Trichechidae. The record is from RefSeq and is a predicted model, not a curated record. The coding region runs from base 177 to 356 and encodes 59 amino acids.
UUCUCGCCAUUCCUGUAAUGGCUGCUUCCUGGAAGGCGGUGUCACGUGGAACCUCUUAGCCUCAGCAUCCGGAAUUCCAAGAACUGAGUAUUUUAAGUCAAAUAGAGUUACGUAUAGAUCCCGUUUCUUUGGAACCAUCAGCCCUCGAGAUCUAACUGACUCAAGAUUCCAGCAUCAUGAUCUCAGUUUCCACACAGUUGCUGUUAGUCCUCAUUUCACUGCUUUUGGUGCUGCCGGGUGUUGAAGCAGUAGAAGCAGGAGAUGCGAUUGCUCUCUUGUUAGGUGUGGUUCUCAGCAUUACAGGCAUCUGUGCUUGUUUAGGGGUAUAUGCAAGAAAGAGAAAUGGACAGAUGUGACUUUGAAGGGCCUCCUGAAUUAAACCUCACCAUAAAAACCUUUGUGCUAUUGAAGUUAAAACUGAGCUUUGAUGUCUGAAAGUUCCCAAGCAAUAGUAACAAGGGUAAUUUCACCUUUUAGAUGUUUCCCUCUAAAUGGGAACAAAUUGAUGUAUGUUAAAUGGGGAAAAAUGUUUUCUUCCCAUCAAAAAUGCACUAAAAAAUGCUGACUGUAGUUUGUAUUUGCUGAUUAGAAAGGAAGUGAAAGAAAUAAGAUGACUGAAACUGGCUUCAGAAGUCCCAGAGCACAUGAAAUAGGAAGAAGGAAGCCCUUGUCUAGAAUCCUAGGAAACCGCCAUUGUUUGGUUAUAAUUACAGCUUCCUGAAUCACUGAAGAGUCUGUUCACCCUGUUUGUAUUGGAUUUGUGUUUUGUUAGAUCCUAAGUUACUAUUGUACUUACAUAUCAAAUUUAGUUAAUCAAAAAUUGAAAUACUUAUUUCUAUGGGGAAAAAAAAGUUUAGAAAAAUGCAUUCAAUGUAUCUAGUAUCGAAAUGGAGAAAUUAUUUAAUGUUGAAAAAACUUUAUGUUGAACAUUGAAAUGGAAAAAAAUUAUUGUUAAAAAAAUAAUAAAAUCUUUAUAUCGAUUAACUGAUCGAUACCCCUAUGGUGAGAAAUGAUAUAUUAAAUAUAAACUCAUCAUGUUGGAAGUUAAUGUGUGGUGUGUAUUUCUGUUUAUUUUGGGCUGUUUUCAUGUGUGGACUAAAUUUUUACAUAAGCUAAGUGGAAGAGAGCAGGAUGCCUUACCUUAACUGAUCACCUGAGUUUGAGAAAUGGGCAGCCUAGAGGUUUCUGGAAGAAAAUCCACAGAUAGAGAAGAAAAAUGUAAUGGCACACCAGUGUGAUGAGAUCUUUGAACUUACUACUCAAAGUUUCCUCUAACCAGCAAUAUCAACUAGAGACUUUAGAAAUACAGAAUCUCAGGGCUCACUCAGGCCAACUGAAUCAGAAUCUACAUUGGAAUCG